Messenger RNA from Girardinichthys multiradiatus, 6663 nucleotides. It is a transcript of the gene slc17a8, whose product is annotated as solute carrier family 17 member 8. Gene Ontology annotation, cellular component: excitatory synapse; synaptic vesicle membrane. Gene Ontology annotation, molecular function: L-glutamate transmembrane transporter activity; neurotransmitter transmembrane transporter activity. Gene Ontology annotation, biological process: synaptic transmission, glutamatergic; transmembrane transport; neurotransmitter loading into synaptic vesicle. NCBI's taxonomy places the organism in Eukaryota, Metazoa, Chordata, Actinopteri, Cyprinodontiformes, Goodeidae. The record is from RefSeq and is a predicted model, not a curated record. The coding region runs from base 2415 to 4082 and encodes 555 amino acids. The transcript is spliced from 12 exons.
UUCCCAGAGUUUCUAAAAGAAGGAAGAAGAUCUCUUAGUUAUGAGGCAUCUGUCCUGUAGAACCUAUCCUAGUUUGGAGGGCCAUGUCUCUGGCUAUUUUUAAGACUAGAUUAAAAACUUUCCAUUAUGAUAAAGCUUGUAGUUCGAGUGGCCUAGGAAAUUGUAAGCUGUCUUUGUACUUAUGUUCCUUUAGGCUUUGGCUGCGGGAGGACGUACUGACUACUUUUCCUCACUGUGCAACUUUCUCCUGCUACUCUUCAUUUAUUUAUUCUAUAUUUAUUUGCAGUUAUUGCUAGCAUUAACAUUUUGUUCUUUCACUGUUUUAUUAUUCCAUUGAAUCUACACCUGGCCCAAAGUUUCUGUAUUUAAUUGUGUUUUGUUCUUGGAAAUGGCCUUUAACCAAGCUGUUGCUGCCAGUAGCUAUGUUCCCUGUCUAUCUUGACUCUGCCAUUGUUUGUUUUACCACUCCUUUUUCUCAGAAAAGCCAUUCAUGAAGUUACUGCUGUAGCUGACUAGAUACGGUUCUUUUAAUUUCAUGGAUAGUACAACUGAUUUAGUGUUUAUUUGUUUAGCUGUGUUUCUCUUAUAAAUCAAGCCACUUAUGGAACCACUGCUGCCAUUAACUCCUGUGAACCUUCGGUUUGUUGCAGCAGAUGGCUACUCAUACUGAGUUUCUGCUGGAGAUCUCUUCCUGUUGAAGGGAGCUGAUGGAACUCAUGUUUGUUUUGCAGCUUUGUUAUGGUAUUUCAAGUGCUGCAAUUCUGUUCUAUUUACUUCCUGUUUUAAAUGGCUUAUUUAAUGAAGUUAUUACGGCUAUUUAUUUAAACCUUCCUGUGUCCAAGUCAGUGGUUCUGGCCAGAUGUACGUAUGAGGAGAGUGGGAAGCAGAUGAUAUUAAAAAUGCCAAUACAACUGUUUCAGUACAAAAUUUUAAUAACCAGCAGAUUUUACCUUGAGAGUACUGACUGCAGCAGUCAAAUGUCAUAAAUUACACAAUUUUUUGUUGGUUUCUGAACCUGAGUUUGAUAAUUGACACUUCAAUGACUUCUUCUUUUCACACACUAGAUGGCAGACACAUCCUUUGGCUCAUCAAGCAUUUCUCCUUCAAUCCUGUUAAUGACCUAAACUGUGGUUGUCAAUCUAGAAGUGUAGUUUUGCUUUGAUGUGAUCUAAAUGGGGUUUACACCAUGCAUUGUAUGUAUUAUAGAUUAUUUGAUUCAAAAUUUAAAGAUGAUUAUAAUAUUAACUUUAAAAAGACUGAUGAAGAAUGUCAAAUGGGUUCAUGUAUGUUUUAGUAAAAGAGGCUGUUAUGCUUUACGGAAUAAAACCCUGUUUACUAGAAAAGCUUUCACUCAGGAGCCAGUUUGCAAUUUGUUUGUGGUGAGCAUUAAUAGCUGAAGUACCAACAGUUACUGCGAAACAGAACAUUUUGGGAAAUCACAAAUUUUCAGGCUCAGAGAACAUAAUCCAGUCUCCUGAUAAAAUUUUAAAAUCUCGGUUUCAAUGUUGCUUUAAAGGCUUUUUGUUGAAUGAUCUGCAAUUGGGAAUAUUCUCCAUGCAUGGAUGCAAAUAUGUCACAUUUGUCUUUUAUUGUCUAUUAGUCUUUCAGUCUCAGGUGUGUUUGUGUAAAAUUCACAGCUUCAUGCAGACUGUAAUGGACCCCAUCAUUUAAUCAUAAACAGAAAAUAAUAGAAGCAUAUAACAAUAAAAGAUGACAUACACAGAGGGACUGUCUUGGAUUUUUGAAGCCUCCGUCUUAGGUUUCACCCUCACCCAUUUUGCUUCACAGGUGUCCUCCUACCACUGUCUCUCCUCAGCAUUUCAGACUUAUGCAUAUUUCAUUUGCUCGUCUUCAGGGCAGCUAUCAAAUGAAUCAAGCUGGAUGGAUGGGGUGGAGUUGGAGAGCUGAUGAAGAGGAUGAUGUGUGAAAGCAAGGGCUGGGUUUGGGGAUAACCAGUUACACCUUCCCCCUCCUCUCCAGGAAUGAAUGAGUAAUGAGAUGAGAAGAGAUCUGGGCAACCUAUUCUCUUCAGCUGCAGAGAAGAACGGAACCACAAUGUCUUGGGACUAAAAUCUGGAUUCCACACCUUCAUUUGCUUCUUUUUGGUUCAAAACCACUUUUUGAUGGAUUUUUUAAGGACACAUAAAGUUCUGAUUCUGUGACAUUUAGGACAGUGAGGUACACUUGUAACAUCACGCUCAUCCCCUUUCCUCUUCUGCACGGAUCUUAAAGUUGGAAAAGUCCUUGUCACCACUGUGGGACCUUUAGCACUGAAGGUGUCAAUCCCAAGUGGUACAAACCGAGGGAGGAUGACAAACGGCAUCUAGUGGAUAUUUUGUUUGUUUUCUUUAUAAGAACGUUUGAGCUACUACGAUUCUCUUUUGAAAUAACGAGGAAAGGGAACAAACAGAAAUAUGCCCUUUGAUUUUGCAGGUUUAAAAAAGCAGGUGCUAAAACCUGGGAAGGAGGAGGUGAAGAACACAAUGGGGGACUCUUUAGGAAAGCUGCAGAGGAAAAUAGAUGGCAGUAAUGUUGAGGAUGAAGACAACAUAGAACUGACAGAGGAUGGCCGUCCAGUGGCAUCAGCACCACUUCCUGCCCCCCUGCUGGACUGCAGCUGCGGUGGUCUGCCGAAGCGCUACAUCAUCGCUAUCCUGAGCGGCCUGGGCUUUUGCAUCUCUUUUGGCAUCCGAUGCAAUCUGGGUGUGGCUAUUGUGGAGAUGGUGAACAACAACACCGUCUAUAUCAAUGGGACUCGAGUGAUUCAGAAAGCUCAGUUUAACUGGGACCCGGAGACUGUGGGUCUGAUCCAUGGAUCCUUCUUUUGGGGCUACAUCGUCACUCAGAUCCCAGGCGGGUUUAUCUCCAACAAGCUGUCUGCCAACAGGGUGUUUGGGGCUGCCAUUUUUCUAACAUCAGUGCUGAACAUGUUCAUCCCAUCAGCUGCAAGGGUGCACUAUGGCUGCGUCCUGUUUGUACGCAUCUUACAAGGGUUAGUGGAGGGGGUCACCUACCCAGCCUGUCACGGGAUGUGGUCCAAGUGGGCGCCACCUCUCGAACGUAGUCGACUGGCAACCACAUCAUUCUGCGGAUCCUACGCUGGAGCAGUGAUCGCUAUGCCUUUAGCUGGAGUCCUGGUGCAGUUUGUCGGCUGGUCAUCAGUCUUCUAUAUUUAUGGGGUAUUUGGGAUCAUGUGGUAUAUCCUAUGGCUCCUGCUGGCUUAUGGAAGUCCUGCUCAACAUCCCACAAUCACGGAGGAGGAGAAGAUGUACAUUGAGGCUGCCAUUGGGGAAACAGUCAACCAACUGGGUGUUACAGAGAAAUUCAAGACUCCAUGGCGUCGUUUCUUUACCUCCAUGCCAGUCUAUGCAAUCAUUGUGGCGAACUUCUGCCGCAGCUGGACCUUCUACCUGCUCCUCAUCAGCCAACCAGCGUACUUUGAGGAAGUGUUUGGCUUCCCCAUCAGCAAGGUGGGGUUCCUGUCCGCCGUCCCCCACAUGGUGAUGACAAUCAUCGUCCCUAUCGGAGGACAACUGGCGGAUUUCUUGCGAAGCAAAAAAAUUAUGUCAACAACAAAUGUGAGGAAACUCAUGAACUGUGGAGGAUUUGGUAUGGAGGCCACUCUUCUGUUGGUUGUUGGAUUUUCUCACACUCGAGGAGUUGCCAUUUCCUUCCUUGUGCUGGCUGUAGGCUUCAGUGGAUUUGCUAUUUCAGGUUUUAAUGUCAAUCAUUUGGAUAUUGCUCCUCGCUAUGCCAGUAUCCUGAUGGGCAUUUCCAACGGAGUCGGAACGCUGUCUGGAAUGGUGUGCCCCCUUAUUGUCGGAGCUUUGACUAAAAACAAGACUCGCCUGGAGUGGCAGCAUGUCUUCAUUAUUGCCUCCAUGGUGCAUUACACAGGGGUCAUCUUCUAUGCUAUCUUUGCAUCAGGGGAGCAGCAGGAUUGGGCCAACCCAGAGAGCCUGAGCGAGGAUAAAUGCGGCAUUAUUGGCGAGGACGAGCUGGCGGAGGAGUCGGAGCUUGCCAACGACGGCGCCCUGGCUUGCAAAAAGAGCUACGGAACAACGGACAAUUCAUACGGUUAAAAACAGGGCUGGAAAAAGAAGAGAGGGGUCACCAUGGAGGGGGAGGAAGAACACUAUGGUAAUGGGGACUACCAGGAUAGGUACCAGUGAGACGGCAUGCCGAUUACAAUUACAGAACUUCCAGGACACUCGGAUAAAAUUGAAGGUUUCCUGUUUUCCCUUCUGUGGAACAGAUCAAGGGAAACAACAGGAGAUGCAGCAUCAUAAGCACCUGAACACAACCAUUUUUAGCCUCCAGUACCAGUACUGUGCAAAAGUUUCACACCAUCUCUAAUUUCUCAAUAUUUUGUUUCUAGGGAGCCAGGCAUUCUUGUGACAUGUUAAAGUGAUCUUGAUCAGCAAUUCAUUGGGUUUUCUUCUUUAGGACUUUGGCUGCUUUUUCACAUGUUUCUGCUCAGUCCAUUCUGACAAUGUUUGUGCACUAUGAAAGGGAAGAACAGAAGACAGUUUUGGCCUAAAAGAACUACAUACAGCGAAGGGUUUCAUGUUAGGUUUUCAGCUUGCAGCUUUUUGAGAACAACAUUUUUAUUCCUGCAGCAAUAUUUUAUGUCUGUCAGAUGGUUUUAACUUCAGUAUUUUUUGUACAAGAAGUAAAUUAGAUAAGCUGCUUACACUAUUCCAUCCCUUUCUACCUCUAUUCAGUGGAACAUACAUAAUGUUGUAACAUGCACCUAAGCAUUGCAUAUCAGUUUAGUAUUUGUACCACUAUGGACAAACAAAAAAUGCAUGGGUAAUUUAAUUGUACUGUAUAUUUUCUGCAUAAGGCCAGUGAUCAAAGCAAAACAACUCUGAUCCUGCUGGUAUUUUUUAUUGGUCUCACAAAAGAUUUUUAAAGCCUCUACCAAAUGUCUCAAAUUUCAGAUAUAAAACAACAAAAACUGUAAAUUAAGAACCAGAGAUGAUGCAAAAUGGCAAGCAUCUUCCCUGUAGUCUUGGAGCCUUUUUGGCUCUAGGACUGGCCCAAGGUUGUCUGAUACCCUUAUCAGAGUUUGGUUUGAGGGGCCCAUUUCCAGCUAAGGCCAUCGCAAAUAUAAAGACUGUUGAGAGUUGGGGAGGAGGGGGGAAAUCGAAUGUUUAGUUCACAAUCAACCACAGGACAAGAGGUUAUCACUCAUUGAUCUACUGACAAAUAAUUAGUGUGCAGGAAAUGAAAUAUGUCGAGAAAUCAGCAUUAGAAUAUAACUGUGUUACUAUAACUUUAUUAUUAUGAAUGUUUUUUUAUAGCAUCAGAUCACUGAUGCUAUGGAAAUGUUGGCCAGAGAUCAGAAUCAGACAAUUUUCACUCGAUGAGCUUUGAUUGUGUCUCAAAUACCAAAAAAUAUUACUGUUCAUUAAAAGCAUCAAAACUAUGAACCCUCAUCAGUUAUGGUCCAUAAAGGGGAUGCACUUUGUGUUUAAUUCAUAAAAAGACUUAUAUCCUCCAGGAAGAGUCAGAUGACUGCUUGUCUGCUUAGCAUGCAUCAAACUGGUGCAUUCGUAAACUACGUAAUACCCUUGGGGGAACUUGAACAGCAGUUGCAAAGUUUGCUUGUACCUCUGGCUGGCCCUGUCUGGCUCCUUAGAAGCAAAAUAUAAAGAAAUGAGGGAUGGCUUUUGCACAGCACUUUGCUUACCUGUGAAGUAAUAAAAUGUACAGAUAAUUAAAAACGCUAACAUUGGACAUUGUUUUGUAUUAGAGAGCCACUGGCAAAAACAGAAUGUAUCAGUCAUAGAAAAGACACCUAAACUAAAUUAAUAUUUAACCUAUGUUAAUAAAAACUGUCGAUUUAGUACAGUGCAAACCAUCGUAACCAGAUCCAUGCUGAAGAUACAUGAGAAACAUUUAUCCACUUCCAGACCAAUCUCUUCUUCUCCUGCAGGCUGUGCUGAUUGCAGUUUAUGUUAAUCCAUGUGAAGAGUUUUUGAGAUGUCUUGUGUCAGCUAUGCAACAUGAAAAAACCUGAAGGAAUGUAAUGAUGAGACUUCAGUAGUCCACAGUGUUAAUGGUGUCAGUCUCUAUGGGUUUUCCAGUGUAUAUCUGCUGUUGGUGAAUGGCUGCACCGUUUUACCUCUUUGCUUGUUCGAGCAGGUCUUAAAUCACCAUCUGCUUUAACUUCACCAUCGUUUAAACCACUGUUUAAACCAGCUUAAUUAUUUACAGAGUGCAACACUGUAAUUGGAAAAGAUUUAUGUUGAGCUUCCUUUUUUCAUUGUUUUCUACAUGGAGAUCCGGUUAAAAACAUUGAGCAUUUCACUCAUAAAAGAAUGUAGAAAAUGCUCUUGCUGUCACUGUAGAACAAAGAAAUUGUGCUGUAAAUUUGAACUUUCUAGGCUUGAUUUGCACAUGAACACAUUCAGUGUAAAAAAAACUGCAUUACUGUAAAUUGUUGAGAUUGUUUAUGGAGAAAAACACAAAAUGCUUUAAGACUCUGGAUUACUGGGUAAUGUUUAUGUGGAUGAUGAACAUUUUUGGUCCCUUUGUGAAGUCAUGGAAACUUAAAAAAGACAUUAUAAAAUUACUAAUUGUUUGGUUAUUGACGGUGAGACCGAAGCCAACAUUUACAUAUAAAGCAUUAUGCUCAGUUUAAAAUCCAAAUGGUGA